AUCCCCUUCCGGGAACGCUUCGAGGAGCUGUUGGCUUUCGUGCCCCACAUGCAUCGCUUCCUCAGCAGGAAGAGGAUCCGCCACCACAUCUUUGUGCUCAACCAGGUGGAUCAUUACAGGUUUAACAGAGCAUCUCUGAUCAACGUCGGCUUCCUGGAGAGCGGCAAUGACACCGAUUACAUUGCCAUGCACGAUGUUGACCUCCUGCCCCGCAACGAGGAGCUGGACUACGGCUUCCCAGAGGCAGGGCCCUUCCAUGUGGCAUCCCCAGAGCUGCACCCGCUGUACCACUACAAAACCUACGUGGGCGGCAUCCUCCUGCUCACCAAGCAGCACUACGAGAUGUGCAAUGGGAUGUCCAACCGCUUCUGGGGCUGGGGGCGAGAGGAUGAUGAGUUCUAUCGCCGGAUCAAAGGAGCUGGCCUCCAGCUUUUCCGCCCCUCGGGAAUAAAGACUGGAUACAAGACCUUCCAGCACCUGCACGACCCAGCCUGGAGGAAGCGAGACCAGAAGCGCAUUGCUACCCAGAAGCAGGAGCAGUUCAAGGUGGAUCGGGAGGGGGGCCUGAACAACGUGAGGUAUCGGAUUGAGUCCCGGACGGCGCUGAGUGUGGCUGGAGCUCCCUGCACUGUCCUCAAUAUCCUGCUGGACUGUGAUGCCAGCAAGACCCCCUGGUGCACAUUCAGCUGAGCAGCCUGCCCCAGGCCCCAGUCAUGCCUGCCAUGCUGAGAUGCCCAGGGACUGCAGCGGGGCCAUUCGGAGCAGGGCAGGUUCGCUGCGGCAGCUGAGCGCGAGGGCUGGAGCAUGGAGGCGACAGGCUGGAAGAGGGCUGAGGAGCCAGCCCAACUGCUCGGUCAGUGCAGCUGGAAGGGCAGAACUGAGACCGAGACGCUGUGGCCCCAGCACAGAUGCUGGCAUCACCGCAGGAAGGCCGCUCCCUCCUUGCGCUGGCCAUGGCAGAGCCACCUCCGUGCUCGAGGGGGACAAUAAAGACCCAUCAGGACCAUGUGAUAUCAAUGCACUGAGCCUCGCCCUGCUUUCCAUGCCAGUGCCCAUCUGCCAGCCUCGGUCAGGCACCAUUCCUGCUCCUCGCUCCCUUGCUCUCCUACUGCUCUGUGAUUCCAAGAGGAAGCAGGGAUGGAAGCCAGGCUGUGAGUGUCUGCAGGAGGCCAGUCACUCGGGAGGCUCACAAGAGAGGUUUGGUUGAUGCAGUGGGGCCCUGGGGCCCAGAACCCCAUUAACACGGGCUGAGAUUUCAGCAGAGAAUGGGACGUAUUGGCUACAAUACUGCCCAGAACUUCCCAUUCCCCUUCAUGUGGCUUCUAGGUCCCGCUGCCCACCCCUGCUUUCUGUGGAGUAAGGUCAUAUUUCUGUUGAACCCCAGCUCGUGAGCAUGUCACUGCUCACCGGCUGCAUCCCCCCAGAGCACCAGCAGUGCCAGUGCCACUUCCCACAGUACACACCAUACCCCAGCCUUCUCCAUGGGGCUUGAGUGAGUAUCUGGUGCCUUGACCUCUAGUGCCCCCUUCUCUCCUGGCCCUGCCCUCUCCCAGCUCUAGUUAGGAAAUCCUGCACCAUGUUUCCCUGGAAUGUAAUGGCUGCUCAUUCGCUGCAGUGGUGGCAUUAAAGC
Molecule: messenger RNA, 1630 nt
Organism: Terrapene triunguis (Three-toed box turtle)
Lineage: Eukaryota; Metazoa; Chordata; Testudines; Emydidae
Gene: B4GALT7
Product: beta-1,4-galactosyltransferase 7
Exons: 5
Coding region: 49-690 (213 amino acids)
Biological process (GO): proteoglycan biosynthetic process; carbohydrate metabolic process
Molecular function (GO): xylosylprotein 4-beta-galactosyltransferase activity
Source: RefSeq, a predicted model, not a curated record